This is a messenger RNA of Prorocentrum cordatum, 412 nucleotides long. NCBI's taxonomy places the organism in Eukaryota, Dinophyceae, Prorocentrales, Prorocentraceae. The record is from the annotation of a GenBank genome assembly.
GGCUAAGCAGAAGCAGAACACGGGCAAGGACCAGCACCGAUUCUAUUUCGCCAACACCACGUCUUGGGGCCAGAAGGCGUGGGACUACCUAAAUCAGUCAGAUGGUGGCUUUGCUGUCUCGGACACUGUCAUGAUUGCAGAGCACCACCUCCAGGGGGCCCAGCAGGUUCAGGCGAUCAAGAGGUGGAGAGCAGCGCAGGAGGAGCGGGCCACGAGCAUGGAGUCGCAGUGGACCAGCCAGACGGUGCGCAUGCGUGACAUUGAUGUCGUCUUCGUCUCGCUGUACCUGGUCACGGGACUGGGCCUGCAAGGGGAGAACGCCACCAUCCUCGCAGAGGUGGCAGGGUACGUGCGCUCUCAGGGCAAGCCGUACGUCAUCGCUGGAGACUGGAACAUGGAGAUAGACAGAUAG